CACAAACUCUCACUCACUCUGGCUAGUCAGUCCAUCAUCGAACGGCGACGACGACAACAAUCCCACGACCACAAUCGUCACUCACUCCAACCCUCCCUAUUCUAACACCACCCACUCGUCCACACGCCCCCCACCACAUCCACCAGACAUUAGCACACCGACAGCAGCAACCACCUCACGCAUGCCAAGGCAUCGACGAUCGGCACGUGCUCCAGCGCGUGAGGUGCCCGAGCGCCAGAGUAGCAGUAUUCACACGCGUGUGCGUAUCGUCCAGCUCGCGCUCCUCGCGCUCUACUCCGUCGUCGUCGUGCUCGGCAUCGCAUGGCUGCAUCUCGAGCAGACGAUCCGCAUAUGGGCAACGUCCGUGUUCGGCCUCUCACUCCUACUGGUCAUCUUCAAGGCGCUCGAUGAGCGCCCGUCGGCGUCGCGGAGACGCGCAAAGUACCGCGUAUGGCCGGGCGUGCAGGCCACCGUGCAGGACGGGCUCCGGAUGAUCUCGGUCGCCGCAGCGCGCACAUCCGCCAACGUACUCACAGCGACGCCCACAACGUCGUCGCCCCGCUCCGAGACGCCGUCAUCGAGCCCCAAGGCGCAGCUGAGCCCCGACCUCCACGGGUCAGAGAUCAACCUCCCUGCCUCUCCACGCCGCAUCAACACGGGGUUGACAGUCGACCUCGCUGAGACGCGCUCAGACGAGCUGCUGGCGGUGAUCACGUCGUUCCCCAUCGCGCUGCUCCAUCACCUGCUCGGUACAAGGGCACUGCCGCAUGCCCCGCUCAUCGACCUCCUCCCACCGGGCUACCUCUCCAGCCUGAAGCGGACAGAAGCGCGCGUGCGAUUCGCAGCGGCGCAUGCAGGCCCUUCAGGAUCAGGAUCGCCUCCUUCCAAGAAUGCUGCGUCGUCGUCGUCGUCGUCCUCGGCGCCCGCACAGCAGCAGCCAGAGGGCAAGCUCGCCAACGGGCACACCGACGAGGACUGGGAGGAUGCAGGGAACGGCAAUGGCGGCGCGUCGGCAAAGGACGACGCCGACGAGGGCACCGCCGCGGGCCAGACCACGCCAUCGGGGAGCGCGCCAGCUACGCCCGCCACCAAAAAGUCCAACCUCGGCGCACCGUACCCUGCCAACCUGCCCCUGUCUCUGCUCCGCCUGAUGGAGGCGUAUAUCCUCGGCCUGGCCGACCUGCCUCUGGACCGCGGAGGCUGGUCGGCGUCGCAGGCGGACCGAGCGCUGGCCGUGGUCAAGGGGCUAAACCACUACCUCAGCGAGGCCGAGGGCGUGUAUGCUGACCCACCACCCUUUGUCAGUCUUGGCAACGCCCUGAACUUUGUCCUCCUCUGCGCUCCGCCAUUCCUCGCUUGCGCCGUCCGCACUUGGCGCGCGAUUCUCAUCACCAUUGUUGCUGGCAGCUAUGUCAAGCUGAGCCUCGAGCCGACCAUUGAGGAGCCCGAUCCGUCAUCCAACAGCCACCCGUUGAAACAGACGCUCCUUCACAACCUGCACGAGGCUCUGGACACGUGCCCCUCGCUCGCACGGUACUACCGCGCGCGUCUUGUUACGCGCCUGGGUGGGGACUCUGACGAGGUCCACGAGCUGGAUCGUCGAACAAGACGACGUGACGAGUGGCUGCCAACGUUCUGACGCGUGUGUUGGCUGGCAUAAUAGUAGUUUAUAGAGCUUUUUUAUUUUUACUCGACAAUUGUUUGGGUGUAUUUGUCUGUAGAGUCUCUCACCGAGAUGUAAGUAUACAUGUUG
Molecule: messenger RNA, 1753 nt
Organism: Vanrija pseudolonga
Lineage: Eukaryota; Fungi; Basidiomycota; Tremellomycetes; Trichosporonales; Trichosporonaceae
Exons: 6
Coding region: 182-1639 (485 amino acids)
Source: RefSeq, a predicted model, not a curated record